AUGCCUGGAACCACUGUUGUUUUAACUAACGAUCCUCCAAGUGUAUAUAUCAUUCAUCCUUCUGAGAAUCCUACAUAUUCAUUAGUAACUGAGAAAUUCAAUGGUGAAUGCUAUAAUGAAUGGAAGAGAAGUAUGACAAUAGCAUUGUCAGCAAAGAAAAAGCUAUGUUUUGUUGAUGGUAGUCUUUCUAGACCAAAUUCUGGACCUGAAAUGCAAGCUUGGGAUAGAUGCAAUGCUAUGAUUACUAGCUACAUUUUACACUCAGUAGAUAAUACUAUAGCAAGAAGUGUGCUGUAUUUUACUUCUGCAAGAGAAAUCUGGAAAGAUUUGGAAGACAGAUAUUCUCAAAGUUCUGGUCCACAAUUGUAUAAUCUACAACAGUCAUUGAAUGAUCUUUCUCAAGGAUCCACUCCUAUAGCAAAAUUCUUCACAAAAAUCAAAGCAGUUUGGGAUGAAAUCACUGGUGUUAAUCCUGUUCCAAUAUGCACUUAUAUUGGUUGUACUGGUGGUAUUACUCAGAAGAUACUCAAGCAACAACAGGAAGAGAGGUUGAUUCAAUUGUUGAUGAAGCUUGAUGGCAAGUAUGCUAGUGUGAGAACCAAUAUUCUGAUGAUGCAGCCAUUACCAAACGUGUCUCUAGCUUACAGAUUCUUGAUGCAGGAAGAAAAACAAAGACAAGUGAGCAUGGUUGACAUUGGAAAUGUCAACUCAAUGGCAUUUUACAGCAACUGA
Amaranthus tricolor (Joseph's coat) is the source of this 732-nucleotide messenger RNA. RefSeq lists its product as uncharacterized. The transcript has a single exon. The coding region runs from base 1 to 732 and encodes 243 amino acids. The record is from RefSeq and is a predicted model, not a curated record. Lineage: Eukaryota; Viridiplantae; Streptophyta; Magnoliopsida; Caryophyllales; Amaranthaceae.